AUGGCUAUAGAGUCGAUAUUGUGGUCGCCCUAUGCGUGGCUCUCGCUUAUAGUCGUUAUACCAACCGUAACGCUCCUCUACGAUGCCUGGAUUUGGUAUCGCAUGCCUCCUGGACCUACGCCGCUGCCGUUCGUAGGGAAUAAAUUACAACUUCCGAAAUCGCAACCAUGGAUACAAUUCCAGAAAUGGUCAAAACAAUAUGGUCCGAUCUUUACAAUAUGGAUCGGGAGGAAACCGACAGUGAUCAUUUCGGAUCCUGUGGUAGCGGCUGAGCUCAUGGAGAAGAGAAGCACGAAGUAUUCCUCGAGACCACGUAUGGUGGCCAUGGGCGAAAUACUUUGGGACGGUGCAAGUAUCCUGGUACAGCCGUAUGGUAAAGAGUGGAGUGUCAGGAGGAAGCUAUUGCAUCAGGCUAUGACGCCUAAAGCGCUCCGGCUAUACAAACCGAUCCAGACCGCCGAAGCCACACGCCUGUGCAAUCAGCUUCUCGAAACGCCAAACAACUGGGAGAAGCUUCUCGAGCGAUUCACCUCAAGUAUCGUCUUCUCCGUGGCAUACGGCCACCGCAUUGACUCCUUGAAUGCCGAAGUCAUUCACCAGCGCUUUAAGUUCAUGCACUAUGCUUCGUCGCUGAAUGUGCCCGGCAAAUACCAAGUCGAGUCUUUUCCAAUUCUGAAGCACGUUCCGGAUGUAUUGGCACCAUGGAAGGUCGAGAUCAAGAAGCAUGGUCAGGAAGAGGCGGCUGCAAACAUGCAGUUGGUCGAUCUCGUCCGCUCUGAUAUCGUUAGAGCCAACACGCGAGGCGAAGAAAUCCCGGAUUCGCUUUGCAAAUUGCUCUUAGAGCUCCGUGAGAAGGAGCAUAUUCCGUUGUCCGACAGGGAUUUCUCUUAUGUCCCGGCAUCUCUAUUCGGCGCUGGCUCUGACACAACCGCAUCGACGCUGUGCUCUGCCUUUCUGGCACUUGUCACGCACCCAGAAACCCUGCGGGCAGCACAUGAAGAGCUAGAUAGCGUCGUUGGACCGGACAGAACACCUACUUUCGAAGACGAGGCACGUCUUCCUUAUAUCCGCGCUCUGGCAAAGGAAGUCCUUCGUUGGCGACCUGUCGCUGUGCUUGGAGGUACACCGCACGCAUCAACUGAAGAUGAUCACUACGAAGGCUACUACAUCCCCUCUGGGACAACGGUCCUUGGUAACUCGUGGGCUAUCAAUCUCAACGAGGAGUAUUAUCCCAAUCCGCAUCAUUUCAAUCCUACACGCUUCCUCGACACUGCGCUAGCAGAGAGAUCGAAAAGCCCUACCUCAGAAACCGGCAAGCCGCAUCCCGCAAAAGCAGGUCAUUCGUCGUUCGGAUGGGGACGGCGCAUUUGUCCCGGCGCGGAUCUAGCAGCGAACAGCUUGUUUAUUGCUCUGGCGAAGAUUCUGUGGGCCUUCGACAUCACUCCGCUCAAGGGCGUACGAUAUGAUACUUUCGCGUAUACCGACGGGUUCAACAUUCGGCCGAGGAAGUUUGAGUGCGAGAUCAAGAUCAGAAGCCAAGCGCACGAGCAGGUACUAAAGAACGAGCUUGUCGAUGCAGAAAGUGUUCUGGAACGAUUUACACCGUUCGGCGAGUAG
Molecule: messenger RNA, 1617 nt
Organism: Didymosphaeria variabile
Lineage: Eukaryota; Fungi; Ascomycota; Dothideomycetes; Pleosporales; Didymosphaeriaceae
Exons: 1
Coding region: 1-1617 (538 amino acids)
Molecular function (GO): heme binding; iron ion binding; monooxygenase activity
Source: RefSeq, a predicted model, not a curated record